AUGGCUUUGGAAGCACACUAUGAUUAUAUCGUCGCCGGCGGCGGCCUGUCUGGUUGCGUCGUCGCCUCCAGGCUGAAGGAGUACAGACCCGACGCAAAAAUCCUGCUCAUCGAGGCUGGUCAGGACACACGGUCCCGCACCGACAUCCUCAAGCCCGAGGUCCUCAACCUGGGCGGUGAGCUGGACUGGAUGUUUCCCUGUGAGCCCUCGCCUGGCGUCAAUGCCCGGCCUAUGGUCCUCAACGCCGGCAAGGGCCUCGGAGGCGGCACCCUCAUCAAUUCUGGUGGCUGGCUCCGUGGCUCCUCCAUCGAGUAUGACGAGUGGGCAGCCCGCGUUGGUGACAAGCGGUGGAGCUACGCCGGCCUGCUCCCCUGGAUGAAGAGAACAGAGUCGUGGUACGAAGACAGCCCUGCCCACCACGGCAAGGACGGCGCCAUCGCCGUCGCCCACACGGUCAAGUCGGCGAACCGGACUUAUCCCCUGACCGGGCCUGUAGCCUCGGCGUGGGACGAGCUGGGUGUCCCCGCGCUGGAGGAUUUCGACCAGAACUCGGGCUCCAACCUGGGGCGCGCGCAGCUGUGUGAGGCUCGUGCUGAUGGUUUGCGCGAGCAUGCCGCCAUCAAAUACCAGCUCGACGGCGUUGAGAUCCUCGUUGACACCCUGGUAAAGAAGGUCGUGAUCGAGAAGGUGGGCGGAAACCCCAGGGCGGUUGGUGUCGAGCUCGCAGAUGGUAGGGUGGUCAAGGGUGGGGAGACGAUCGUCUGCACAGGCGCCAUCAAGUCACCCCAGCUGCUGAUGCUGUCCGGAAUCGGACCCGCGCAGGUCCUGAGGGAGCACGGCAUCGAGCCUGUCGUUGACAACCCCGAGGUCGGCCAGAACCUGCACGACCACGCGUCCGUCUAUCAGUUCUGGAAGCUCAAGGACCCGGAGAGGGGCCUCACGCUGGGCUCGCCCAACCCGCUCUUCCAGUCGCCCGAGUACACCAAGGGCGUCCCGGCAGACUGGAUCGUGUCAACCGACGUGCCGCAUGACGGCCUGGCAGAGGCUCUGGAGAAGGACGAGGGCGCCUCUCCUGACCCGGCCGCGCACCCGCUGCUCAGACAGGGCCGCUCGCACGUCGAGACCUGCCUGCUGUACCUCAAACUCCCCAUGCCGGGCACCGCGCCCGACUAUGCCCACCUGACCACCCUCCUCGUCGGUUUCCUGCCCACCUCCCGCGGCAGUGUUUCCCUGCGCUCUGCAGACCCGGCUGCGGCGCCGCGCAUCUCGAUGAACUACCUGGCCACAGAGGUCGACAGGUACAUCUUUCGCAGCGGCCUGCGCCAGCUGACGCGCUUAAUGUUGGACACGGAGUUUGGGCGCGAGUAUGUCGAGGGCGAGUCCAUGGUCCUGCCUUUGCCUGGCGUCGAGCCCGCGCAGCUGGACGACAGCGACGAGAAACUGGACGCGCGAUUGCGGACGACGGCGGUCACAACGUGGCAUGUUUGUGGCACCUGCAGUAUGGGCACGAUCGUCGACUCGGAGUGUAGGGUCAAGGGAGUUGAUGGACUGCGCGUCGUGGAUGCUUCCAUAAUACCUGUUCCGUUGAGUGCUCAUAUUCAGGCCGGUGUCUACGCCCUUGCCGAGCUGGCCGCAGCGAUUAUCGCUGGCAAGGUUUAG
This is a messenger RNA of Cryphonectria parasitica EP155, 1659 nucleotides long. RefSeq names its product alcohol oxidase. The record is from RefSeq and is a predicted model, not a curated record. The transcript has 2 exons. The coding region runs from base 1 to 1659 and encodes 552 amino acids. NCBI's taxonomy places the organism in Eukaryota, Fungi, Ascomycota, Sordariomycetes, Diaporthales, Cryphonectriaceae. Gene Ontology annotation, molecular function: flavin adenine dinucleotide binding; oxidoreductase activity, acting on CH-OH group of donors.